UCUCAUGACACCGGCAUUAUUUUACCUUCAUAUCACUGACAGCCUGGCUCUCGUCAAUCACGUGAUUUCAGUUUAAGGACAAGCCCACAUAGGAAAAUAGGCUGCAGAAGCGCCACCCAGUGAAUAUAUUGUAACAACAACUGUUCAGUAGCCUAUAUAUUCUCAAGCGUUCGUCUAUAUGAAAUAGCCUACGAUAUAUAUAAGGAUAAGAACAUGGGGAUUUUGUCCAAGUCCAUUCGGAACCUGCAUGAUUUGCCAAGGAACGGACAGGAUGUCAUGUCCACAUGGAAAACUAAAAUAAUUUGCAAGACUGUUAAAAUAGAAUAUGAUCGUACGUCUGAACCAUUCACAAAGCCAGAGUUGUCUACUACAAUAGUAAACAGGUUAAGGAAUACAUUAGGAUCAAAGGAAACAUUUCUACAGAAGCAAAACACCUUGGACACUUUCAAUAUUAUAAUAGACCUAGCAACACAGUUAAACAGAGUCACAGCAAAGGUUUCUGGACAGUCCCAAGCUUUUAAGAUGGUUGAUGACUUGAGUUUAGAAGAAUGUAAAGGUUUUAUUUUCAGAUGGUCUAAAGAGCUGAAAUGUUUGAGGUCAAAAUACAAGAACAACAUGGGCAAGAUUUCCACUGUUGAGAAAUUCAGGAGUCUGGAAGCUCUGAACAUCAAAAAGCAUCAAGAUCAGAGCCUGAAAGAUGCUCUAAAAGAUUUUCAGUGGUUAAUUCAUAUUUUGCAGUCACUCCCAAAGUCCUCAGUGUGUCAAGAAGGAUGCGCUAGAGUAGAACUGUUCAAUCUUUACAGACAAUGGAAAAAAGGGCAGCUGAUCAGCAUGCUUCCAAUUAUGGACUUUAUCAUGAAGACAUUACUUAAGGAAAAGGAUUUCAUUUUGAUACAGAAGCCUCAACAUAGAUCAGAUGGAAAAAAGGUUGACAAUCAUCAUUUGAACGGCAUCUUUUGAAAGACUUAAUUAUCAAAUCCUCACCUUGGCAUCACCAUACCAC
This is a messenger RNA of Sinocyclocheilus rhinocerous, 1003 nucleotides long. RefSeq lists its product as uncharacterized. The transcript has 9 exons. The record is from RefSeq and is a predicted model, not a curated record. Lineage: Eukaryota; Metazoa; Chordata; Actinopteri; Cypriniformes; Cyprinidae. The coding region runs from base 214 to 960 and encodes 248 amino acids.